AACCAUCAUCACGCAACAUUUCUCUACUCUCCAAAUGAACACCAAACUCGGGAAUCCUAACCCCAAAUUUGGCUUGUUAAUGGCCGCUAUCCCCUAGAUAUCUAGAUAGGCAGUGCAGCACCUAAGGCCCCUAACAAUGUUGCGCACCCAGCUUAGAAGAAUUGCACUAUUACCUACACCUAAUCGUCUAUCCGGGGCCGGUCCAUCAAAGCGCACCCUUAGAACCGGGUCCUACAUUCCGGGAGGGGGGCUCCCGGCCGUUCCGAUCCUUAGGCCGACACUAUGGGCCUUUGCGGCCACAGCCACCAUCUUUCUCGGAUGCGCUGCGUACGACGUCCGUCGAGACGUCCAGAACGCCAAGAGGAGAGGGCUUUUCAAAGACGGAAGCGUCGCUUCGUAUGAAGCCCUAGAGGACGCCAAGCGUCGCGGCCAUACCGUGUACUCCUCGUUCCGCAAGCCUCAGCCGUCGAAAUGGCAUCUGCCGGGCCAGAUCGGCGAGAUGCUCGCGGGGCACAGCGACGCGGAGAAAUUAAUCAUGGGAUUCUCGGCUCUCAACAUCGGUCUUGUCGGAGCGAGCUCUCUUGCUCCGGGGGCGUUUAUGCAGUACUUUGCGCACACGCCUUGUUUUAGCCCUAACUACACGCUCCUGACGUCUAUGUUCGGCCACGCCGGUCUACUCCACGCCGGGAUUAAUACCCUCGCCUUGCUCCAGAUGGGGCCCGAGGUUGCGCGGUCCCACGUCUUCGAGGGAAACGGCAGUCACUUCGCGGCUUUCUAUCUCUCGGCCGGGAUAUUCUCGUCGCUAGGGUCCCAAUUCGCGACUAUCUUGCCUACCCGAACUUACAAGUUCAACCGUCUCAGUCCGGGUCUGGGAGCUAGCGGCGUGGUUUUGGCUAUGCUAGGAGCAUGGGCCACACUGCACCCGAAUGCGCGGCUCGGCAUUAUGUUCAUUCCUGGGAGCUAUACCGUUGAGAACUUCAUGACGGCUCUUGUACUAUUUGAGUUGUACGGGUUGUUCAUCGGAUUUCCGUACUUACAUUUCGGACACGGCGCGCAUCUCACGGGUCUUGCUUUGGGAUUUGCGUAUGUAUACUUUGACGGUAAGAAGCACUUAUGGCGACCUGCCCGGAAGCUCGCGUUUGGUGGCAUGAAGCUUGUGAAGAUGGUGUAGCGGGGUUUGGGAUGUAUGACGAGGUUAACAUACAAUGUGCAUACUAAGGGAUCAGCAGGUAAGGAAUAGCAAUGCUUAGCAACUUAAGGCUUUAUAUCAUGUUGACGCUUCCAGCCAUAGUUAACUUAUCCCUUAUUCAGCUUAUUCGGGAGCUUGAUGCCUCUUCUAGGAUUGAGCAUCAGUAAUGUUGACGGUCAUAUUGGCCUCUAUACGAGAAGAGUAUAUGAAGAGGUAAAGAGUGAGCUUUCAAAUUAUUUAUUUAGCUAGUAUGAUGCUAGAUAUUCUCCGAUUUAUUACAUUAUGUGAAUAUCACAACCUUUAGACAACACUUAUCAAUAUUUAAUUCUAGAGGUUGAUUGAUUUAGUAUGCGGAUUUAAUACCUAGUUGUAUUUUAUUUCCUACCUCCACAGCUGUCAGCAGCCGCCAAAAGCUCAUUUACGUACCCGGAUACACAAUGUGGGGUACUUCGGAGCGGAAUAUGCCAUGUCCGAUCAGCUUCGGCCAGUCGGAUUGAAGCAUUUCCUGAUUAGCGAAGCGGCAAAAACGUAAUUUAUAGUUAACGUCAAU
Molecule: messenger RNA, 1739 nt
Organism: Daldinia loculata
Lineage: Eukaryota; Fungi; Ascomycota; Sordariomycetes; Xylariales; Hypoxylaceae
Exons: 2
Coding region: 137-1171 (344 amino acids)
Cellular component (GO): membrane
Molecular function (GO): serine-type endopeptidase activity
Source: RefSeq, a predicted model, not a curated record